Messenger RNA from Telopea speciosissima, 540 nucleotides. RefSeq lists its product as uncharacterized. Gene Ontology annotation, cellular component: mitochondrion. Lineage: Eukaryota; Viridiplantae; Streptophyta; Magnoliopsida; Proteales; Proteaceae. The record is from RefSeq and is a predicted model, not a curated record. The transcript is spliced from 6 exons. Gene Ontology annotation, molecular function: structural constituent of ribosome. Bases 33 to 434 code for a protein of 133 amino acids.
GGAUAUUGUUGUGACUCGUGAGCAGAUUAGAGAUGCAGAAAGCAAUUGGUCUUUGCAGGCGUUCAUUAGGUCUUAUCAGAAGCUUCUGCACUUCUGCCCCUACUUCAAAUGCAGCCACAGUAGUACUAUCAAAGACACCAAAGCGUAGGAAGAAGAAGAACUUCUUUGAAGUUGCUCAAUUUCUUCCUAACUGGGGAGUUGGAUAUCAAAUGGCGAAGAGUCACUGGGUUGAAGUCUCAUACCAGAUCACGAAGAUCAACCUCUACAAGGAUGGACGACAUGGUAAGGCAUGGGGGAUUGUCUACAAAAAUGGCGUUACAGCUGCAGAUGCUCCCAAAAAAAUAAGUGGGGUUCAUAAGCGCUGUUGGAGGUACGUUCCAGAUUCAAAGAAAGCAACAGAGAACCUACUCAAACAAGAAGCUCAGGCAGCUUGAUGUCUCAUUGAAUUUUCGAGGUAAUUUUCGAGGUUUUUGUCUAUUCUUUAAUCCUCCUUAAAACAGAGCAUACUUUGUGAAUGUAUUUGUAUUAAUCUUAAAACAA